AUUUUACUUCUUUUUCGUAAUGAAAACUGUACCUGCAACUGAAAAACACUUUUAAAACAGUAAGGAAGUGUAAAGACCGUCAAGUUUCUGCGUGGAGUGCAAACAAACAAAACAAAAUUCUAAAAGCUAGUGCGAGAACGCUGAAUGACGUCACCGGCAUGGCUUCCGUAAAUUUUGCAAAGUAUGAUAUUCGCUGUAAGAGGUAUGAUGACACUAAAUGUAAACUACAGUUUAGAGCAAAGUUUCACUUUCUUGAGCGUUGAAUAUUUCUUUCUAAGCGGAUAUAUAAAAGAUAAAUCCCCAAUGCUAGGCGGUGCCUUAAUUCAUAUUAAAUUUGACCGCAUUCUUUUGAACUGAGUGAAAUAAUCAGGAGGACAGUGUCCUUAAAUGUCAUCUAUGUUUAUCAUUUAAUCAUUGUUUAUCUUUUCUACUGGUUGAAACUGGCUAGAUCUACAUCAGUCGGAUGCCGUGUCAUAAUCGUACUUACCGCCCUUGAACAUUGACUCUCCUAAAAGAAGGUUAUCGAGCACUUGCCCGUCAAAACAAAACAAAAUUUUGGAUAAUUUGCAUGAAAAUGAAUUUAUUGACAUAACAAUAGCUUCAUAUUUGCAAUAGCUAUGCCGGAGUGUAAAAGAAAUACGUUUAUUACCAGGAGAGACCGAGAAAUAGGUUGCAAAAGAAGAUCAGGUGACACAGCAAGGUCUCAUUCCAGUUUGUCUGCAAGCAUCAAAGCACAUCACACCUGGGAUCCCAGGAAAACAGUUAGUGAUACAGAUCAUGGUGGAAUUUUCAACUUUGAUUUCUCUAAGGAUGGAUCUCUGCUUGGUGCAGCAUGUGAGAGAAAGAGUGUGUUAUUGUUUGAUCCAUUCAAUGGUAAAUUGGUGGCCAGCAAAACCAAUGCCCACACUGAUUGUGUGAACUGUGUUAAGUUUUUAGAUGACCGUUUAUUUGCGACAUGUUCAGAUGACACAACUGUAGCAUUAUGGGAUACACGAUAUCUGAAACACAAUGUGCAAACAUUUCGGGGUCACUCAAACUGGGUGAAAAACAUAGAGUAUGACUCUAAGCAGGGUAUUUUACUAACAUCAGGAUUUGAUGGUUGCAUCUACACAUGGAAUAUCAACAGGUACAGCAAUGAGGAGUCAUCGAAUAAAGUGUUCUACACUAGUGGUCUAAUGCGGUCCAAAUUGUCACCAGACUUCUCGAAGCUUAUCAUAUCAACACAUGAAGGCUACAUUAUUGUUGUUCAUAAUCUGGAUCUCUCCACAUUGGGUGAGGAUCUUAAGGGGUUCAAGCCGAAUAUGUACCGCUUGAUGCAGCGCAGCCAGACUCCAUUAAGGAUUGGACUUAUGUACAACCAUGUGUUUGAGCAGGAGAGAAAUAGAGUUCAGUUCAUUGCAGACUGGCCUACUGGAAAUGACGCUAACAUUAUAUCAUCUCUUCAGGUUCAUCCUCAGGGCUGGUGUAUGUUAUCAAGAAACACAGAUUCCAGUGAAAAUACAGAAUGGACAUGUGUACAUGAACUACAGGAUGAUCAGCUUGAGAAAAAAAUUACAAAACGUCCUUGGGAGAUGGAACGAGUCACUCCCCAUACAUCAUCAGCUUACUGUACUUCUACAAACACUCCAGCUUAUUCUUCAUUGGCUCCUUCAAAUCAGACACGCCCACGCAAUCCUUCAUCCAGUGAGAAUCAGUCAGAAAAUACCAUUAACCAGUCACCUUCAACUAAUACUUCUACAAAUUCAUUGAAUCAGGACCUUGAUUCGAGUGCAAGCAACCAACCAGAAGACAGUGCUAGAAAUUCUCAAGGGCAGCCACUGCCAAGUGGCCAGGCUGCUUCUGAUUCAAGUCAUUCUGAUCUCAUUUCUUCAACAAGAGAUGCAAGAUCCCCAGACACAAAUUCUAAUGAUGGAACAUUCAGACCAGCGCCUGUUGAAAUAUCAGGUGGAUCUCAAAACGAUUCUAAUACUGGUCAGCCUGAGAGUCGUGCAGCUGUCUCGCCACAAGUUACAGGCCCUAUACACAAUUCUUUAAUACAGAUCCGUCGUGGAGCUAGGCAGGAAGACGGGAGUUUUUCUUUUUCAAUUUCUGUACAUACUUCUAGUGGCAGGACCAUUGAAUUUAACCAAGAUGAUCUGGCAUCAGACGAUGAAGAUACUGGCAUAAGAAUUGAAAGAAUAAUACCUAACAAUAGACCAGAUCUUGACCCAUCGAAUCUCAGUUUGGAUAAUUCGAGACAAACCGGAAUGGAAAACAGAUCUGUACAGCAAAAUGAACCAGAAACUGAUUCAGCUGCUGCAAGGGAAGCAGCCCCAACAGGUAAUAGUGAAACAUCACAUGAACAAAGUAGAGAAACAACUUCAGGCACUGAGAGAGAUGUCACUGAAGGGGAAUUAAAUGAAGGUAGGGGAACAGCAUCAGUGGACUCAACAAGAAAUGUUUUUCUUACCGAUGGUAAUGCAAGUGAUAGUGACAGUGAUUAUGAUAACAACAUACCCCUCCCACUUAUCGAUCACACUAUUGACGAUGAUUCAGAUUCUGAAAAUGAAAGCGAACAUGAUUUGAUAGAAGAAGAUCGAUAUGAAUUCAGUAAUGAUUCAGAGGAUGAGGGGGCUGUAGGGUCAAGCUUUGACAUUGCUUAUACAAAUGAAGAAACCGGGGGUGAAAUAAACUUAACCAUUCAGGAUAAUGGCGGUGCAACUGCUAAUGUCGAAUCGGACCGUUUGUUCAGGAAUUCCGGUCUUUCUCGAAUAAGACGUGCUGGUAACUCAAGAAGCACAAGAGCGAACCCCAGUAAUGAGUCUAGAAGCUCUGCUGCAAGUUCAUCUGCCUAUCCAAGUUCAGUGAACACAAAUGCACAAAACACUAGUCCACAGAUAGCAAACUCCCUUGAUUCACGGCCUAGAAAUAACUCAUUCAUGUUCGUCCUUGAAUCUAAUACAGGUAACAGGAGAAGAAGAAUUCUGAACCUUAGUUACCUUGACAGCUAUUCUGAAAGUGAAAAUAAUCAGUUACAAAAGAACAUCCAUUGGAACAGAAAAAAAUUGCUCGGCUAUACGGAAGAAUGCAAUGUCGGUAGAGGUUUUAUUAAGGAGGUUGGGUUCAGUCAUGAUGGACGAUUGAUAAGUUCACCAUUUGGUUUCGGCUUACGGAUCUUUGCGUUUGAUUCUCAAUGUAACGAGUUAUGUGACUGCAUUCCGACAAGUCCAGUGAAGUUAUACGAAGUGACUUGCUCUUUGGCACAUGUAAACUGUGUUGUUGCAACCAAGUUUUCACCAGUGCAUAACAUGAUUGUAUCUGGAUGUCUAGAUGGUAAAAUUGCAUUUCAUCAGCCAGUCCUGUAAAAUUGUGCCAACCAUUUUAACAGUAAAGUAAAAUUGACAGUUUCAGAUUAUUGUAUCUCUAUCGUAAUACGCAGUGGAUUUUUGCAAGUCAAAUUUAUGAAUGCACAUUAUUGUUUAAAAGUCCAUUCAUUUUUUUUUAUGAAACACUGAAAAAUUUCCUCCAACUUCUGAAAUAUUGCCAUCUUUUUUCAAGGUUUUAAAUCCAGUAUUCAUUUUUAGCUCAUCUGAUUUUUUGAAAAAAAAUGAUGAGUUAUUGUCAUCACUUGAGCGGUUGUCGGCGUCGGCGUCGGCGUCGGCGUUGCCUGGUUAAGUUUUAUGUUUAGGUCAGCUUUUCUCCUAAACUAUCAAAGCUAUUGCUUUGAAACUUGGAAUACUUGUUCACCAUCAUAAGCUGACCCUGUAUAGCAAGAAACAUAACUCCAUCUUGCUUUUUGCAAGAUUUAUGGCCCCUUUUGUACUUAGAAAAUAUCAGAUUUCUUGGUUAAGUUUUAUGUUUAGGUCAACUUUUCUCCUAAACUAUCAAAGCUAUUGCUUUGAAACUUGGAAUACUUGUUCACCAUCAUAAGCAGACCCUGUACAUCAAGAAACAUAACUCCAUCUUCCUUUUUGCAAGAUUUAUUGCCCCUUUUGGACUUAGAAAAUCAGUUUUCUUGGUUAAGUUUUAUGUUUAGGUCAGCUUUUAUCCAAAACUAUCAAAGCUAUUGCUUUAAAACUUGCAACACUUGUUCACCAUCAUAAGUUGACCCUGUACAGCAAGAAACAUAACUCAGUCCUGCUUUUUGCAAGAUUUAUGGCCCCUUUUGGACUUAGAAAAUAUCAGAUUUCUUGGUUAAGUUUUAUGUUUAGGUCAACUUUUUCUCUUAAACUAUCAAAGCUAUUGCUUUGAAACUUGCAACACUUGUUCACCAUCAUAAGCUGACCCUGUACAGCAAGCAACAUAACUCCAUCCUGCUUUUUGCAAUAAUUAUUGCCCCUUUUGGACUUAGAAAAUCAUUUUCUUGGUUGAGUAUUAUGUUUAAGUCAACUUUUCUCAUAAACUAUCAAAGCUAUUGCUUUAAAACUUGCAACAGUUUUUCACCAUCAUAAGUGGACACUGUACAUCAAGAAACAUAACUCUAUCCUGCUUUUUGCAAGAAUGAUGGCCCUUUUUAGACUUAGAAAAUCAUGGGUAGGACAAUAUUUCUAUUACACAAAAAAAAUCAGAUGAGCGUCAGCACCCGCAAGGCGGUGCUCUUGUUGUUAUAUGUUAUCAAAUAACGAGUUGAAUGUAGAAUUUCUAGUGAUGUUAUGAUCUACAAAUCUUAGAAAAUGAAAGAAGUGCAAUAAGAUGUUGCGUUCUUAUUGAUAUAAAAAGUGAAUUUAGAUAGACUAAAUUUAUAUUGGAUUUUUUAAAGACCCUUUAAGCUAAUUAAUUGCUUUAACAGUUUAAUAGGUGAAUAAUACUCAGAACUAGAACUAGUACUAAACAUUAUUCAUAUUUUCAUGCAUCUUUUUCAUAAUUUUAAAUAAUAGUUCAUGGAAAACUGAUACAUGCUCAGUUUCCAUUUUCUCUGCUUAUAUUUCUAUUGAUUAUGAUGGGCUUAAAAAAAUAAAGAGUAAAGUUGUUUUAAAUGUUAGUCACAUGAAGAUUUAUAUAUAUGAGCCGUGCCAUGGGAAAACCAAUAUAGUAGGUAUGCGACCAGCAAGGAUCCAGACCAGCCUGCGCAUCCGCGCAGUCUGGUCAGGAUCCAUGCUGUUCGCUUUUAAAGCCGACUGCAAUUAGAGAAACCAUUAGCGAACAGCAUGGAUCCUGACCAGACUGCGCGGAUGCGCAGGCUGGUCUGGAUCCAUGCUGGUCGCAAAGCCACUAUGUUGAUUUUCUCAUGGCACGGCUCAAUUAUAUAUAUUAAUUCAGUUGUUUCUUGUUUCAUGCUACAGGUAGCUAAAUCUUUCAGGGGGGGGAGAUUUCGUGCUUUUUCUGUUUGACAAUUCACAUUCCCUGAAAUGUUAUACCACUAUAACUAUAUACUACAAACAAACUGGGGGGGGGGGGAGAGGUUAUUCAGGCAACUUUUUCCAGUCUUUCUGUAAAUCUGAACCCUAACCUAUUGAAUAAUAAUGUUUACACCAAAGAAAGGAGUAACAGAACCUAGUGUUGUAGAGAGUACAUGUAGUUCAAGCAACAUAUACUAACAUGACUUCCAGUCAAGGUGUGAUUCACCUUUAGGUAUAUCUCUUAAUUUGUUUUGAUAUUUUGGUAUUGUGCAUAACCUUCAUGUAUUUUUUCAGUAAAUGGCAUGGUAAACCAAUAUUUCAAUGUGUUUUCAUAUUAAAACAUAGAAACAUAAAAGUUUUGAAAUUUACAAUAUACUACAAAUUUAAGUUGCUGAUUUUUUUUAUGCCCCCGAAGGGAGGUAUGUUAGUUUUCAACUGUCCGUCCGUUAGUUGUUCAUUCGUUCGUUCGUCACAACUUAACUUUUUGCAUGAAGGCACUUUACUUGCGUACCACUGCACCCAGGACCUUCAAACUUCACAUGCUGAUAGUACUUAUUGAGUACACGACCCCUACUGACUUUGGGGUCACCAGGUCAAAGGUCAAGGCGCUGCGGGGGGCAUUUGUCACCAUGAGUGACAGCUCUUGUUUUGUGAUACGGUUGCUAUAAUUGUUAAACUGCGUACAUUAUCUCUUCCGCAAGAAAGGUCUUUUUGCGAUUAUUUUUUUUAAAAUGUAUAUUAUAUACAUUAAGCUUAAUAGAACCAGAAAAAGAGUUUAAAAUGGUUGUUUUGUGUGUUGUUUAAUUGCGAUUUAUUUGUUAUUGAUCAUGGUUAAUGAUACUGUGUCAGUAACCACAAUUAGCCUACAGUUUGUUAGGGUAUUUAAAAAAUCAGUCGUUAUCAUGGUCUGUUUGUAUUUGUGGAAAAUAAGAGGCCACUUUGACUUACUAUGUGUAUGAGAGAAAGACAUGAUUCACUGAUUAUGAUAGUUAUUUUCUUCUUAUUUCCUCUUUUUGAAUCCUAGUAGGAUUUGUUAACUUCUUUAGAAGUAUUGCAGCAUAACUUGCUGCAGCCCUAUUAAAGGCAUUGUAUCAUACCAUACAUAACUAACCUUGUGUAGUAUAGUUCUAGGAUAGGAUCACUAACUAUUGAAAUAAGAAUUUCUAGACAAUACAUGUAGUUUUAAUCUCUAAACGUUUGAAUGAUACUCAAGAAAUUGCAUGAAAAGCGAUGACAAGUAGGCAAAUCCUACAAAACCAUACUGCACGCAUCAUAUACGCAACAUGCUAUAAACACAUGACACUUUUUGUUGUUUCCUAUCUGUAUUAUCAGGAGAUUUUUGUAAUAUGUAUAAGAUAAUAUAAUUUUAUUAUCAUUUUAAUGUUAUUAAAAAGUAAGAAUCCAAA
Mercenaria mercenaria is the source of this 6724-nucleotide messenger RNA. Its product is annotated as DDB1- and CUL4-associated factor 10 homolog. Bases 618 to 3344 code for a protein of 908 amino acids. Lineage: Eukaryota; Metazoa; Mollusca; Bivalvia; Venerida; Veneridae. Gene Ontology annotation, molecular function: protein binding. The transcript has 7 exons. Gene Ontology annotation, cellular component: Cul4-RING E3 ubiquitin ligase complex. The record is from RefSeq and is a predicted model, not a curated record.